AUGCAUAGGGAUGUUGCCUGUCGAAAUUGUCUCAUUGAUAUUGACAGAAAUAUAGUAAAAAUAAGUGAUUUUGGCCUAUCAAAACAGGCGGAAUCCUAUACUAUACCGGAUGACGAACCCAUACCUAUCAGAUGGCAGGCCCCAGAGGUCAUAGCAACAAGAGUUUAUACAGCGAAAUGUGACGUCUAUUCAUACGGCAUCACUGUUUGGGAAAUAUUCAACAACGCGGAAAUACCAUUCACGGGAAUCGACAACAAAACUAUCAGAGCUAAGAUAUCUGACAACAGAUUUCGUCCUGUUGUGGACCCUGCAUCUGUGCCCAUUGUUGUACGAAGAGUGAUCAAGACGUGCUGGAGAGGGGAUCCAAAGAGGAGACCUACAAUGCUACAAGCUGCUCGUUAUCUAAUUGAGUGUCCUCCGGAACUGUGA
This is a messenger RNA of Cooperia oncophora, 429 nucleotides long. NCBI's taxonomy places the organism in Eukaryota, Metazoa, Nematoda, Chromadorea, Rhabditida, Trichostrongylidae. The record is from the annotation of a GenBank genome assembly.